Molecule: messenger RNA, 667 nt
Organism: Cucurbitaria berberidis CBS 394.84
Lineage: Eukaryota; Fungi; Ascomycota; Dothideomycetes; Pleosporales; Cucurbitariaceae
Exons: 1
Coding region: 80-439 (119 amino acids)
Source: RefSeq, a predicted model, not a curated record
GGGCUGCGGUGAGAUGGGGUAAUGUGGAGUUGGGCGUAGAAGAAGUAGUGGUAGGUAGAGAAGCCCCUCGGUUUUGGUGAUGGCAGCGGCGAGUUUGUGCUGUUCCAACGUUGCUCCUGCUGUUUUUGCUACCAGCUGGCCGCACAGAUCACCCACUAGCGCCUUCUAUCAACACUGGACCUGUCUCGACUUUCAUGUCUCUCCUGUCCUCCUCUGCCAUCGGCUACCAAGUGUAUCUAUUCACUGUCUUCUCGUCGUCAAGCAUCUCCUGAUCUACCACACUCUACCAUCCUCCUACGCACCUAGCCACGGUUCGUCUCCGAUUCGGUCUCACUGUCCAAGCAUGCAAGGAACAACGCGCGUUGGAUUCGCAACCUACAUCUCAAGCAUGGUGCCAGUUGUCUUUCCACGACACGGCGUCGAAGACGAAAGUCCUUGAUCCUCUGUUGUAGCUUCUCCGCUAUGUUGGGACACCAACCGUACUUCAAAUGUACGAGACAGGGAGGGUCACCAGAGCCAUGGCUGUCCGCAGGCCAUUGUCCCUUCAAAUGGACGAGACCCUGGUGCCUUGGCUGGCGUGUUUUAGACAGCUGGACUCAUCGUCUCCUACAAUUACAAUACAAACUGCCACUGUAUUGCCGGGCACUUGGAGUAUUGUCCUCCUAAA